AUGCCACCAUUCCAGUAUCCUCCAUUACUGCCCUUGGAGCUACGGCUUCUGGUACUGCAACCCGGUAUGCCAGAAGAUCCCCUCACUGGGACCCUCGUGCAAAGGAAAUUAUCGCCUGCAGACGGUGUUAUCCCAGAAUACGAGGCUCUAUCUUACUGCUGGGGCGAUCAGUCUCAUCCCCAACCCGUCAAACUCAAGACUAAAUGGCGAAAAGAUAAAGAACAGCCAGAUCAGGACAGCUCCGGCUACCGAAAGUACAUGCUCUCAGUCUUUGGUAUUCAAUCUGGAUAUCUUGAUAUUGGACCGAACCUAGCCUCUGCUUUGCGGGCUCUGAGAUUUCGUCACCAUAAACGAAUAUUGUGGUGCGACUCUAUCUGUAUCAACCAAAAAGACAUCACAGAGCGCUCUGCUCAGGUUCAGCGCAUGGCAGAUUUGUAUCAAUCUGCCAGAAGGGUCAUUGUCUGGCUGGGCUCUGCAGCGCCCUGGAGCUCUACAGCCAUGGAAACUUUGCGUUGGGUGAGAAAACAACUCUCGUCUCCAGCCAUAGCAAUUUCCCAGUAUGAAGGGAUAACUCCCAAAUUCUCCCCAAAGGAGGACGGAAGUCGGCAGGAGAUCGACUGUACAGGGCCUCUCCCGCUUUCCCGAGAUCAGUGGCUUGCUUUUGAGCAGCUGAUAGCCGCAGACUGGUUCCGACGUCUUUGGACAUACCAAGAAAUAGUCUUGGCAAAUCAAGAAACAUCAAUCGUGAAAUUAGGCGUCGAGGAAAUGCAAUGGACCAAGUUCAUUGAAGCGGCCUUGUUCAUAUGUUUCAAUAAAUGGUCGGGAUUGCAACCGUUCUUUGUUGAUCCGCCGAGGCACAACAAAAAUAUCAAGGUCUUUUGUGCCAAGGCCGUGAGUUGUAGCACCAUGCAGGAGCUGGGCAGGGACUCUAUUGGCUGGGUUACUCUAUUGUCGUUGACGAAACUCUAUGACUGCUCUGAUAGUCGGGACAAGCUGUACGCGCUUCGAGGGUUUUUCGAAGCCGAGACUGCCCAAUUAAUACCUGUAGACUACACCAAGUCUGCCAGGCAAAUUGUGGCUUCAGCUUCCGUCGCUCACUUGAAGCAGAGUCGAAAUCUUGAAUUCCUCGAACUCUGCAACUCGACCGUAUCUCCCAGCUGGGCUGCGGACUUAGAAAAGCCCCUGGGCCUCCUACAGCUCUUCAGCAACGCCGGCGCAAGGUCUGCCGCUUCAGCGAGGUUGGUAAAGCCUGGAGUGUUAGAGGUAGCGGGCGUUUCUUGUGAUGAAAUCUGCAACAGUGUAAUGGAUCUGCCCCCGAGAGAAACUUAUGAACUAUUAGAGGACUACAUCACCAAUGUUCUCACGGUGUUUCGAAAUCUCACAGGCAGUGAGGACUUUCAUCGAGACGAUAAAUGCCUCGACGAAUUGAUAACCAUGAUGACGUUUGGUAACCUAUGGGAUCACAGUACAAAAAGAACUGAAUGUGCUCCUUCUUGGACAACCAUCUCUUUGGAAAUUGGACGGCGAAUGAUACGUCAGUGGAUAACGGGCAACGCCAUCUCAGACGAUUACUACAGCAUACCAUAUGGUCAUAGGAGCGCUGCAGCAACCGCUUGUACAAGAACGCGCGGUGGUGCACUCGUGUGCGUCCCUUCAGAAAGCUACGAUGGGGAUAUAAUAGUAACUCUUCUUGGCCUAUCAAGCAACUUAGUCCUCCGCCCACAGUCGGAUGGUGCCUACGCGGUCGUGGGGCCGUGCUAUCAUCAAAGAUAUUCCAACGGCCAAGCCUUACUCGGUGAUGAUUUCCGUGACUGGGAGAAACUAUGGUGUAUCGAAACACACAGUCUUGCGUUUUGGAAAGAGGGUGAGCCUCUGAGUUUCUCAGAUCCACGGCUUGACGGGGUGCCGUUGCCUGUCGGGUAUAGCGAGUACGCAGUUGCACUGGACGGGAAACAUGUUCCUUAUUGGAUACAUAAGUGCGAAUAUGAGGAGUACAUGGAACACGAAAGAAUAUACGAUCCACGAAUGGCAGAGCAUAGGUUGAAGGACAGAGGAGUGCCGAUAGAGAGAUUUCGGUUGAUAUAA
This is a messenger RNA of Fusarium fujikuroi IMI 58289, 2085 nucleotides long. Its product is annotated as related to heterokaryon incompatibility protein het-6. The transcript has a single exon. Lineage: Eukaryota; Fungi; Ascomycota; Sordariomycetes; Hypocreales; Nectriaceae. The record is from RefSeq and is a predicted model, not a curated record. The coding region runs from base 1 to 2085 and encodes 694 amino acids.